Cryptomeria japonica (Japanese cedar) is the source of this 2216-nucleotide messenger RNA. Its product is annotated as remorin. Bases 1258 to 1860 code for a protein of 200 amino acids. The transcript has 7 exons. Lineage: Eukaryota; Viridiplantae; Streptophyta; Pinopsida; Cupressales; Cupressaceae. The record is from RefSeq and is a predicted model, not a curated record.
GAUGUGACCGAUUCAUAGAGUUAGUUUUGCAGAAAGAAAUGUUGCCGUUUUUAUAGUUUUUUUCUCGAUGAGGUGUCCUGCCUUUCACGGGAGAUUUGCACGAUAUUUACUUCUAGGCCCACUUUGUUUGCUUUGCAAUGUAUGUUAAGAGAUUCCUUGUUGGCUUAGCAAUGAAAACAGUCUGUCUUCAAGAGAGAUGGGGUCAGCCAGUCUGUCACAGCCUGAUUUUCCACUGUCAUUUCCAAUAACUACUACAUAAUAUCAAUGAUAUCCCAACAUAAGGGUUACAAUUCCUUCAGUAUAACCAAACAUUGUUGGAUUUUGACCUGGCCAACCUAAUCUCAUUGUUCUUUCUUGCUGCUGACAUUUCAUGACACCUUACAUGCACUCGAUUGCUAUAAGUUACACAUAGCCAAGUGUUGAGAAGUCAGUUCCGGGACUGCAAGAUACCCAGUUGGAGAUUUUGGUAAAGAAAAAUUGAAACUACCCAAUCAAUCAAAUCUGGUUGGGUUAUCUGUUUUCAGGUCAGUAACCUGCCAAAAGCUGUAUCUAGAAUUUGGUAGGCACACAUCAUUUGUGUGGAUUAUUGGGGGUAUUUGUCAGGCAUGUACCCAUUUGUGUUAGCUUUUGGGUUUUGAUUAUGGUGUCAGUCAGAUUGAAGGGAAUUCCAUGACCCUUUUGGAGUAGUAACUACUUGCUGUUUUGUUAAAAUGAUUACUAGUUAUGGUGAGGAACAACACACUGUCAUGACAUGAUGGUUGGGAGUACAAAUUGAAAGCAUGUUGUGUCCUAAACUAUGUUGGGUGAAUGGUUUUUAUGUUAAGAUUUAUGCCCUGUAAUGGUAUCGAACAAGUUAUACUAUUUGAGAUUUAUUCCAAUACGCCUAUAGCAUGUUCUAGGAGAUUAAUCAUGAGCAAAAGCACAAAAUUCACUUUCUAAACUUUUUCUAUUCUAGCAUGCCGAAUAGAUUUGCAUCCUUGUAUAGCCAGUUGCAGAGAAGACUGGAGGGCUAAAUAAGGAUAUAUAAGCUAGGAGAAUCUGUCGUUGGUAACUCUAUCGCAUAGUUACUGUCACCAACACAUGCAAAUGCCCAAGUUUCAUACACAUCGUCUUUCCAAGUAGUCAUUUUUCUCUUGCAGGGUGUUUAUAGCCAAGUUUUGAACUCGGGUUGCUAAUGAAAAGUGAAUUAGCACUUGAGCUCUCAGCCUCUUCUGCUAUUGAAGAACCCGUAAGCUAUCUCGGGGAGAAAAAUUAGAAAUGGGUGAAGAGCAAGCCCCAGCAGAGCCUAUUGCAGCUCCUGUUCUUAAUAAGGAUGUUCCAGAGGAAAAGGUUGCAUCAGAUCCGCCUGCAGCGCCUUCUAGGGAAGAUCAUACCGUUGCCGAUGACUCUAAGGCUUUGGUGGUUAUUGAAGAAGAGAAGCGUUUGGCAGAAGAGAAGAAGGAAGCAGUUGUUGAGCCUGCCCCUGAGAAAUCAGGAUCUAUAAACAGAGAUGCUGUUUUAGCAAAGGUGAAUGAAGAGAAGAGAGCAGCUCUUGUCAAAGCAUGGGAAGAGAAUGAAGUAGCAAAAGCUGAUAACAAGUACCACAAAGCAUUGACAAAUAUUAUUGCAUGGGAAAACACAAAGAAGUCUUCAACUGAAACAAAGCUGAGAAAAGCAGAGGAGAAGUUGGAGAAGAAGAAAGCAGAUUAUAUUGAGAAAAUGAAAAAUGAAAUCGCUACCAUCCACAGGAAGGCAGAAGAGAAGAAGGCAAUGGUGGAGGCUAAACGUGGAGAGGAGUUCCUCAAGGCAGAGGAGAUGGGAGCCAAGUAUCGUGCAGAAGGCCAUUUGCCAAAGAAGUUCUUGCUCUGCUUCAGUGCCUAGCAAGUUUUCAGUCUAGUUGAUGUGAAUCACCCUGUUCACAUAUGUUUAGACAUGUAGAAUAUUAAGUUAUCAUCAUUAAGCAGUAUUCUUGAGUAUAUUUCACGUCUCAAAUUGUUCAACUUUUGAUAGAUGUGUAGAGGAUUGCUUUUUAUAUUUCAGGGACAGGCCUUGUGGUUUAUAAGAAAACUGCUUGCUAGUGUUUGGUGUGCUGAUCUGAGGUCAGAUCUGAUUCUUGUAUUGCUUUGUAUGUGUGCAUAUAUGUUGAUUUGUAUAAAAUACACAUUCUACAGUGGCAUGCUGAUUGUAUGCUUUUAAGAACCAAAUAAAGAGCAUUUAUAGCUCAUAAAUUAUACCAA